UUUUGUUCCUCUCAAGAUGCAGAUCUUCGUGAAGACUCUCACAGGCAAGACAAUCACCCUCGAGGUGGAAAGCUCUGAUACCAUCGAUAACGUUAAGGCUAAAAUCCAGGGCAAGGACGAUAUCUCACCGGAUCAGCAAAGGUUGAUUUUUGCUGGCAAACAGCUUGAGGAUGGUCAUACCCUUGCCGACUACAACAUUCAAAAGGAGUCAACCCUACAUCUUGUUCUCCGUCUACGGGGAGGGAUGCAAAUCUUUGUUAAAACUCUUACCAGCAAGACUAUCAGCCUCGAGGUGGAAAGCUCUGACACCAUCGACAACGUGAAAGCAAAGAUCCAGGAUAAGGAGGGCAUUACUCCAAAUCAACAGAGACUAAUCUUUGUUGGCAAGCAGUUGGAGGAUGGUCGCACCCUUGUUGAUUACAACAUACAGGAGUCCACUCUUCAUCUUGUCCUCCGCCAAAGGGGUGGGAUGCAGAUCUUUGUGAAGACUCUCACCGGUAAGACUAUCACCCUAGAGGUUGAAAGCUCAGACACCAUCGACAAAGUGAAGGCCAAAAUUCAAGAUAAAGAGGGCAUCCCUCCAGAUCAGCAAAGGUUGAUCUUCGCCGGCAAGCAGCUGGAGGAUGGUCGUACCCUUGCAGACUACAACAUCCAGAAGGAGUUUACACUCCACCUUGUUCUCCGUCUGAGGGGAGGGAUGCAGAUCUUCGUGAAGACUCUUACUGGGAAGAACAUUACCUUGGAGGUUGAGAGCUCGGACACCAUCGAUAACGUGAAAGCCAAGAUCCAAGUCAAGGAGGGCAUCCCUCCGAACCAGCAGAGGCUUAUCUUUGUCGGAAAGCAACUUGAGGAUCGGCGCACUCUGGCGGACUACAACAUCCAGAAGAAGUCGAUCCUUCACCUAGUCCUCCGCCUUCGCGGUGGGAUGCAGAUAUUUGUGAAAACUCUAACUGGAAAAACUAUUACCUUGGAGGUGGAGAGCUCGGACACAUUUGACAACUUGAAGGCGAAGAUCCAGGACAAGGAAGGGAUUCCACCGGACCAGCAGAGGCUUAUCUUUGUCGGUAAGCAGCUUGAGGACGGUCGCACCCUUGCGGACUCCAGAAAGAGUCCACGCUCCACCUCGUUCUCUGCCUUCGUGGUGGGUUCUGAUUGUUUCUUUUGUGGUCAUCGUUUCCUGAGCUCUGCUCGUGGGUGAUUGUUGUCCAAGACU
This is a messenger RNA of Phalaenopsis equestris, 1213 nucleotides long. Its product is annotated as polyubiquitin-like. The coding region runs from base 17 to 1198 and encodes 393 amino acids. Gene Ontology annotation, molecular function: protein tag activity; ubiquitin protein ligase binding. Gene Ontology annotation, biological process: protein ubiquitination; modification-dependent protein catabolic process. The transcript has a single exon. The record is from RefSeq and is a predicted model, not a curated record. NCBI's taxonomy places the organism in Eukaryota, Viridiplantae, Streptophyta, Magnoliopsida, Asparagales, Orchidaceae. Gene Ontology annotation, cellular component: cytoplasm; nucleus.